CAGGAGUACCUGCAGCACAGGAACUCCAGAGUCCGCGAGGAAGUGGUCAACAUCUGCAUCGUGGCUCUCCUCACUCACCCCAGCCAGGAGCUGGACUUGGCCAGGCUGGCGUUCGGGCUGGCUCCGGCGCUGGUGGACAGCAAGCGCAGGGUCCGACACGCCGCCUUGGAGGCGUUUGCUGUGCUGGCAUCUUCCAUGGGCCCUGGAGAAACCACCCUCCUCUUCCAGGCGGUGGAUGCUGUAGAACUGGAGGAGAACGGGGAUGGGGUGAUGCACGCCGUGCAGGCCAGGCUGGCCAGGAAGACCUUGCCAAAGCUGGUAGCCCAUGGGUUUGUGGAGUACGCUGUGCCCUUGCCAUCAUCUGGUCAUACCAGAGGGUCCUGUUUGCCCCCCGGAGCAGACACAGACUGGUUGCUGAUGGGCAGCAGGACUCAGAGUGCACACAGUUACUGUGGGUAUCACCCUGGGGACGAUGCUCUGCAGAACUCCAGCUCACACGGGGAUCAAGGAGUAACUCCAAGGAGAGUCCUGAGCGCGGGCAAGGGGAAAAACAAACUGCCCUGGGAACAGGAGCGUGCUGGAGAGGGGGACGGUGGCUCGGGAGUCAGCAUGCUUCUCACAAGGGGUGUGGAGCAGUUCUCUACGUCCAAUGAUUUUCUUCACUCUCCAAAGUUAAGGCCCUCUCAAGGAAUGCCAGUCAGUGACGAGGUAUUUUUUAGUAGAAAAAGAGCUUCAAGGAAUUUAUUUCAGAAUAGUCUAGAUUUUAACUCUGAGCAUUCUUCCGUUUGUGCUGGUGCUAUGGGAUCUCAUCAGCCACAGAUUUCAGGGAAAUGUGGAGCGCUUGGAUACACACAGACAUGUGGGAAGAGUGGUAGUGUGGACUCUGAUUUACAAUUUUUAGGAUUAAAUAACUGUCAGCAAGACAAAGUUUGUGCCAGCCUAAAUUUUUCCAGCAAGACCCAGAGAAGUUAUUGCAAUCAAGCAGAGCAUACAGUGUCCUUCCAAGCUCCUAGUGCAAGCCAGGGGACCUUCAUUCUGCCGUCUUACCCUCUGUCAUCACCCAAGAACAGCCCAAAGCACAUCUCCUCUCCAAAUGACUCUCCAAAGAAGUCCCAAGAUAAUACCAUGAACUUCUCAAACUCCUGGCCUCUUAAAAGCUUUGAAGGACUGCUUAAGCCUGGUUUGCAGAAGCAGCUUCUCAGUCAAAAGGCAGGAGACCAUACAGGGGAGAAUUUGCAGGAGAAACAUUCUCCUCUGCUGAAACCCACCCUGGUGAGACACCCAGCCUCCUGCAGGGGCCUGAACGGGACCAGACCCGUCCCCCCCAUUCCCCGCCUCGCCAGCCCACUGCCCGAUAAGAUUGAAUUGAACCUGACGAAGCGGAGGAGUGACGAGUGUGAGGACACGUGGCUGAACGAAGUGGAUAGGAAGCUUGCAGCUGAUCUUUCUGAGCUAAGUGUUGAUGGCGAGGAAGUGGACCAAGAAGAGAUGCAGAAUUCACUCAGAUCUCUACGGAACAGCGCAGCUAAGAAGAGGGCAAAGCUAAGCGGCAACUUCUCAGAUCUUGAAAGUCCCGAUUCUGCUCUUAAACUUGAUGUGUCUGUGGAUUCCUCCUGCCACGCUUCCUCCCCGAGCGUGGGGUCCUGCAGCGAAAGCGGAGUUUACAGCCAGGAGUCUCUGACUUCACCUCUGUCCACAGGCCCCCAGAGGAGGAGAAUGACGUCAGACACCUUUCCACUACUUGGCGAUAAAUCACAACCUGCAGGAGUAUCUUCAGCAAGAAACCGAGACCCACAUGUGGCAGAACAUGACUUCAGCACAGGUAUUUCACUGGGCUUUCCAGGGACUUCUAAUGUUACCAUAGUUGGCCAACGUUUGAACUGUGGCAGCGGCUGUGGAGAUGAUGAAGACAAGAAGCCAGAAGAGUCUCGUGCUAUUUUUAAAAGUCACAAUACGGAACAGCAAAGAAAUUUUAAACGUUCAAAAGGUCUUGCGGAGUCAACAUCUAGUUUUCCACAGAUGAACAAUCCAGAUUUCAUUUCACCAAGUGUCCUGUCUGAAGAUGGAGUUGUAAUUGUUGGUAAAGGUGUUUUUGGAAGUCCUCCUGUACCAACACACAGCCAGUCCAUAAAGUGUCUAGCGAAUGGAGACGAGCUGGCUGCCAAAGAGGAGUCCGAGCCAUCACCGGGGAUCUGUGGGAGAAGCAUCCAGCAGAGCAGUGUGUCUCAUCUCCAUGCUGAACAUGAAAGAGAGGUAAAAGUUUCCAUGUCAAAAUCUGCCCAGGAUAAGGUGAGGAGGAAGAAAAAAGAAGAAAAAGAACACAAUCAUAAAGAACAUCAGGAAGUCAGAGACCUCGAAGAAAAAGAAGAAAACCCUUGGGAAAGACUUAAACUGAAUGAAGCAGAGAAAAUGGCAACAGAAAAGUUAAAUCUCUGUGGAGAUAUAUUAACCUCGUCAAGAAACGUGUCUUUGUCAUUAGAAAAUGUGGCCUUGAAUCUUUCAUUAAAGAGAACGUCCAGUUUGAAGAAGACAAAAUGCUCAGGCUUGCUGGAUUCUGAUGAAAUUUCUUUUGGGGCACGAGGAUGCUAUAAAGACCGGACCCCAUCGGUCACUCACAGCCCAGAAAUAAUGGACCAGUCAGAGCUGCAGCCCUUUUCAAAGCCAGACACAGCACUGACAGAAGCCUUGAUGCUUUUAGCUGAUGAUGACUGGGAGAAGAAAAUUGAAGGUCUGAACUUUGUUAGAUGUUUGUCUGCCUACCAUGCGACUGUUCUGACUGCAAAGCUGCAUGAAACAAGUUUGGCUGUGGCACAAGAGGUCAAGAAUUUACGCUCAGGUGUUUCUCGAGCUGCUGUGGUCUGUUUAGGGGAUUUGUUCACCUACCUGAAAAAGAGCAUGGAUCAAGAACUAGAUAAUACAGUAAAAGUCCUUUUGCACAAAGCUGGUGAAUCCAACACAUUUAUAAGGGAAGAGGUAGACAAGGCACUGAAGGCUAUGGUUAAUAAUGUGACUCCAGCACGUGCACUUUGUUCUCUUAUAAAUGGAGGGCAAAGCCACCUGCAUUCAGCGGUGAGGAGAUGCACAGCCCAGCACCUGUCAGACAUUGUAGAACGGAUGGGACCGGAGCGGAUUCUGUCUGGGACCAAAGCUGUCGCUGAUCGGAUUUUCCCUGCAAUAGCCAAGUUUGCACAGGAUAGUUCACAACAAACAAGGUAUUACGGGAGAAGGAUGCUCUUCAGCAUGAUGACUCAUCCUGAUUUUGAUAAAACACUUGAAAAGUAUGUGCUGACCAAGGAUUUGCCUUACAUUAAGGAAUCUGUUAGCAAUCUACGUGAAAAGGGUUUGGGGGAGAUGCCGUUAGAUACACCCUCAGCAAAAGGAAGACGUUCCCAUACUGGUAGUGUCGGACAUUCGAGGUCAUCCUCUACUUCCAGAGAUACUCUCAACAUCACUGACAGAGAGACUACAGAAGCCCGUGAAGUCACAAGAAAAACAGCUCCUCGUAAUUCACUAGAAAAUGAAGAAUAUGUUAAAGACAUUGUGGGUUUACUGAAUGCAAAAGACUUCCGUGACCGAAUAAAUGGCAUUAAGCAGCUGUUAGCAGACGCAGAGAACAAUCAAGGCUUUGUUGUUGCAAACAUUGUGAAGAUCUUUGAUGCUUUCAAGUCCCGCUUACAUGACUCAAACAGUAAAGUGAAUCAGGUGGCUUUGGAGGCAAUGCACAAGAUGAUUCCGUUGCUGAGAGACAACUUGUCACCUGUGAUCAACAUGUUAAUUCCUGCCAUGGUAGACAACAACCUGAACUCCAAAAAUCCAGGGAUUUAUGCAGCUGCCACAAAUGUUAUUCAGUCUCUCUGUCAACAUUUAGACAACUCUUUGCUUCUCCAGCCAUUCUGCACAAAAGCCCAGUUUCUGAAUGGAAAAGCAAAACAAGACGUGACAGAAAAGCUUGCUG
Molecule: messenger RNA, 3955 nt
Organism: Antrostomus carolinensis (chuck-will's-widow)
Lineage: Eukaryota; Metazoa; Chordata; Aves; Caprimulgiformes; Caprimulgidae
Gene: TOGARAM1
Product: TOG array regulator of axonemal microtubules 1
Exons: 21
Biological process (GO): microtubule cytoskeleton organization
Cellular component (GO): cilium; cytoplasmic microtubule
Molecular function (GO): microtubule binding
Source: RefSeq, a predicted model, not a curated record